Mangifera indica (mango) is the source of this 816-nucleotide messenger RNA. RefSeq lists its product as uncharacterized. The transcript is spliced from 2 exons. Lineage: Eukaryota; Viridiplantae; Streptophyta; Magnoliopsida; Sapindales; Anacardiaceae. Bases 127 to 708 code for a protein of 193 amino acids. The record is from RefSeq and is a predicted model, not a curated record. Gene Ontology annotation, molecular function: protein binding.
CUGCAUGACUCCUACAACAUAAUAAAAUCAAACGGAUUCAGUAAAAUUUCAAAUGUUUGUUCCCUCAACUGGGUUCUCUUCUUUCUCCAUUUUUGUUUCAGUAAGAGAAGAAAAGUAGAGUUUUGAAUGGUGAUGGAAUUGACAGAGCUGUCUUUGGCUCCAACAGUUUGUGUUGUUGAUAAAAGUAGUGGUGGCAAUGGUUCUUUGUCAGAAUCAGAAAACAACCCUUCUAGAAAGAGGAAGCUUUUCUCAGAUCAAAUAUUAUUCAAGUCUGGACUGGAUGCUGCUAUUCAUCAGCCAAGUGUUGAUCUUCAACUUAAAAAUCCUCUUCCUUUGGAUUGGGAACAAUGCCUUGACCUUCAAUCAGGGAGAAUGUAUUAUCUAAACAGAAAGACAUUGAGAAAGACCUGGGAUUGGCCGGAGAAUGACAACCAGAAGCUAGACCUAGAAUUGAACAUAUCGACAGUCGAUUCCAAUUGUGCGGAGCGAAGCAGUAAAUUGAAUGAUUCAAACAAGAACAAUUCCUCAUCAAGCAGCAACAUGGUUGCCUUGGCUUGUUUAAAUUGUCAUCUUCUUGUAAUUCUAUCAAAAGCCUCCCCUUCUUGCCCUAAUUGCAAGUAUGUUCACUCUCUCCCCACUUUACAAACCCAACCAUCAGAACACCCAGUUGCCAAUAAGGCCCUUAACACCUUAAGCCUCCUGAAUUAAUUGAUCACCAUGUAAUAGAGGCUUGUUAAUUAGAACUAUAUUAAGUGUUGAUGUUGUACUGAAAAUUGAGUAGAUAUAAUAUCUAUGCAAUUAGCUUUUCUAGUGACA